Malus domestica (apple) is the source of this 1371-nucleotide messenger RNA. Its product is annotated as manganese-dependent ADP-ribose/CDP-alcohol diphosphatase. The record is from RefSeq and is a predicted model, not a curated record. Lineage: Eukaryota; Viridiplantae; Streptophyta; Magnoliopsida; Rosales; Rosaceae. Gene Ontology annotation, molecular function: manganese ion binding; 2',3'-cyclic-nucleotide 2'-phosphodiesterase activity; CDP-glycerol diphosphatase activity.
GUUGAAGAUUGAGUGUGAAGAGAAGAAAGUGGGGUGCACAUUUGCGUAACCCAACAAAAGCCAAAUCCGAGUCCGAUUCCAACUUCCUCGUCUUUGCAUAUAAGACGGCGUCGUACUGGGUUAUCUUCCUCGUCUCUCUGCAUAAACUCCCACCUGGAUUGUGAUACGAGCUUACAUGAUGGGCAGCACAAAUGGCUUAACAAGUGUGCGGGGGAAUCAACCUCUAUUUUCGUUUGGGGUAAUUUCUGACGUUCAGUAUGCUGAUAUUCCUGAUGGCUGCUCUUUCCUUGGUGUUCCACGAUACUAUCGUCAUAGCAUUGUUGUAUUGCAAAGGGCCGUCCAAAGAUGGAAUGAUCAGAAGAAGCAUAAAUUUGUGAUCAAUUUUGGGGACAUUGUUGAUGGUUUUUGCCCAAAAGACCAAUCAUUGAAUGCUGUAAGAAGAGUUGUUGACGGAUUUGAGAAUUUCAAUGGCCCCGUCUAUCAUAUGAUUGGUAAUCAUUGUCUGUACAAUCUUCCCCACAACAAAUUAAUUCCGAUAUUGAACAUUCCAAGUGUCGAUGGUCGUGCCUACUACGACUUUUCACCAGCCCCAGAAUUCAGAUUUGUUGUUUUGGAUGGCUAUGAUAUCAGUGCUAUUGGCUGGCCUCAAGAUCAUCCAUGUACAAUCGAGGCUUUGAAAUUCCUUCAAGAGAAAAAUCCAAAUUCAGAUAAGAACAGUCCGUCUGGACUGGAGGGCCUCGAGAGAAGGUUCCUUAUGUUCAACGGAGCUGUUGGAAAGGAACAAUUAGAAUGGUUAGACGGCAUCCUUCAGGAAGCAACAAGUUUGCAACAGAAAGUAGUGAUUUGUUGCCAUCUGCCUUUAGAUCCCGGGGUAUCAACCAAAGAAGCACUUUUGUGGAACUACGAUGAAGUCAUGAGUGUGAUACACCGGUACAACUGCGUGAAGGUUUGCCUAGCUGGCCACGACCACAAAGGUGGCCACGCAGUUGAUUCCCAUGGAAUACACCAUAGAGUUCUUGAAGCUGCCCUUGAGUGCCCUCCCGGAACAGAUGCUUAUGGGUACAUAGAUGUUUAUGAUGAUAAGCUUUCACUCAAUGGUACUGACCGAAUGGCGAGCACAGACAUGCUAUUCAAUCCUCAAGCACACUUACAAGAUAAACGGCAUCAAGAAGUUCGUAACUAAUUCUUUUGAACUUUGUGUACGUUAUUUGGAGAUGUAUGAUUAUCAAUAAUAGUUACGCCAGAAGCUCAAAAGGGCUUGUUAAUUAUUUCCCUCUGCAUUGAUUUGGGAGAGUAGGCAAGCUUCUCAUGUUCUGUAAUCUGUACUCCUAUGGGAACGCUAUAUACAAAUUCACUAUUUGACUGUCAUUA